AUGAGUUCUUUCUCACCUAUGUUAGCCUAAGCUUCAACCAAAACAGGAUUUAUCGGUAAUUUUGAAACUGAAUUAUUUGCAUAACAAAAAAAUACUUAAUUAAGAGCUUAAAGAAUGUAAUAGGUAGAAUAGAAAAUUAUUAAUAGAUUCGUAAAUAAGAGACAGAUCUAACAAAAAUGAAGAUUCAACAAUAAUAAUCAUAGUAAUAAAAAUAGAUGGAGGAAGAAAUGAAAAAAUAAAAAUAUUAAGAAUAUUUAUAAAAAAAAGCUUAAAUUGAAUAAUUAGAGCAAGCACGUUAAUAAACGAUACUUGAAUAAUAACGACAAGCUAGAGAAGCUGAAGAAUAUAGAUAAAGGGAAUUAGAAUAAUAGUAGAAAAAGUUAAAAAUGUAGUAAUAUUAUGAAGAGUAAGCAUAAAAAAGAUUUCAAGAAGCACGUGAAUGGAAAAAAUAAUCAUUUUUAGAAACAUCAUAAGGAAAGGCACUAGAAGUAUAAAAUUAUAGAAAAGAAGCAUCAAAUAUUGAAAAGGAAAAAGAAGCUUAAGCUGUUGCUAUUUACAAAGAAACAACUAAAAAUAAAAUAUUAUCUACAUUUUCAUAAGAUUUAGAAAGUUAUGAAAAAUUUGAUAAAAACAUUUCUCGUAGAUAAAUUUUAAAACCUGAGGAUUUUGCGAAUACGUGUUUUCAUAAUCCUUAAGUAGUUAAACAUGAUUUAGAUUAAGAAAAAGAAAACGCUAUGGAAAAAGCAAAUUAAACAAUGAUUGAAACAUAAGCAAUGCUUUUGGAAUAGGCAAGAAUAAAAAGAGAACAAGAAAGAAUAUAAAAACAAAGAUGUUAAAAAGCAUUUUCUAAAGAGAGAUAAAUUAAAGUCUUAGAAUAAUUAGAAUAAGAAACAAAAUUUAUUAAAAAACAAGAAAUAAUAUAAUUAUAAAAAACUAAACCUCCAACUAGAAAACCAAAAUCUGAAAAAAACCAUUAAAAAACAUUGAUCUCAGAAUUUGAAAAAAUGUUUAAUUGCAAUAAUUCUUCUAUUGAAAUCAGAGAUCACAGAGUUAGAUCAAAUUCUCCUAAAAAAUCUUUUACAACAAAAAAUAAAGAUAAAUAAAGGCCAAAAUCAGUAAAGAUCUUUACCAAAGCUCCCCUAGAUACUAAUCUUUUAAAUGAUCCAUAAAAAGAAUCAUUGGUUAAAGAAGACUAUACAAAAUAUGCUCUAGGAUCUGAAGAUCAGAGUACUUCUCAAAAAAAAAAAGUAUAGUUUAGUGAUAUCAAAAAUUAAUCUCCUUCAAGUAAUUCAUUUUAAAAUAAAGAAAUUGAGUAGACUCUAAAAAUUAAUAAUUCAAAAUCACCUUAUUAGCGUUAUUUUAAUUAAGAAUUUGCUCAGUAAAAUGAUAGUAAUGAUGAAGAAGAAAAUUAAUAGGAAAAAUAAAAUGAAUCAGAUCAAGAAGACCAAAUUCAAAACUAAUAAAUCGAUAUUGAUUCUCCACCAUUAUUAAAGUCAAAUUAAAUCUAAGAUAUUAGAUAAUAUAUAAAAGAAUAAGAGUAAUAUUUAUAAAAAUUAGAGUAAUAAAGAAUCAAUACAAAGAUGAAAAUUAAGGAAGAGGAAUCAAACUUAGUCUAAUCAUAUUAAAAUACAAGAAAGUAGCAAUUUUCUAAAUAACCAAUCCCAGAGGAAUCAGAAAAUGAGUCUUCUUAUUAAUAAUCACCAUCUUAAGCGAAUUUAGAAAAUGAUAGUGAUAGAUAUUAAAAAUCUUCUUUGUAAUAAUCUUAAUUGUAAAAUUAAAAUUAGACAAGUCCUGAAACGUAAAAUCUUUAAAAAAGUUCUUAUUUAGAAACAAUUGAUAAUUUUGAUCCUUAGGAUGUUAUGGGAUAGUUUUUAUAACCUAAAAAAACUGGAAAUAAUUAGAAUUAGAAUAAAUAAUUAUCUUUAUUUGCUGAUCCACAAUCCUCAUAAAAACAAACAAUGUCAAGUUAAUAAAAAUAAUCUUAAUUUGUAACUUUAUAAUAAAUGAAUUCAGCAAAUUCAGAUCUAAAUUAUUCUCAAAGUGAAAUUAAGAAUGUUACUUCUCCAAUAAAAAAUUAUGAAUAUUAAUAAUCCCCUCUUCUUAUUGUGUAAUAGCAAGAAUCUUCUUUAAAGAAAGACUCAAUAGAUUCUGAAUAAAUAAAAUAAUCACUUUAGUAAUCUUCAGAUUAAUUAUAAGAUUUAGUAUAGUAAGAAUAUGAAGAAACAUUAGGAGAAAUAUUUUAAUAGAGAAAAGCUAUAUUAGCAAAGAAAAUUGAAAAAAGGUAAGAUUAAAAAGUUUUUGAAAAAGGUGGAAAGACUAAAGAUGAACUAAUAUAAAUUAGAAAGGAAAUGUUAAAGAGUAAGAGAUAAGUAGAGAAAGAAAAAUAAGUUUAAGAGGAAUAACAAUUAGAAACUUUAGAAUAAGAAUUAAAACCAAUGGAAUAAUAAGAAGAUAAAAGAAAUUAAUUAAUGAAAAGAUUAUCAACAGGAGAAAAAGUUAAGGUUGAUAAAAAAGAGAUGAAAGAAUUAACAAACAAAAAUUAUGAAUAGUUACCUGAAGUAAAGAAAAAGAAAGAUGAACAAGAAAAAAAUGAGAGCAUUAAAUCAAGAAAAUAAAAAGUUAAAGAAAUGGAUUAGAAACAUAGGGAAACUAUGAAAUAAAGAAGAUAAUAAUGUUCUUGA
Messenger RNA from Paramecium sonneborni, 2681 nucleotides. NCBI's taxonomy places the organism in Eukaryota, Ciliophora, Oligohymenophorea, Peniculida, Parameciidae. The record is from the annotation of a GenBank genome assembly.